Messenger RNA from Paramecium primaurelia, 607 nucleotides. NCBI's taxonomy places the organism in Eukaryota, Ciliophora, Oligohymenophorea, Peniculida, Parameciidae. The record is from the annotation of a GenBank genome assembly.
UAUUCACGAUGCGAGGAGAGAAACCAGUUGCAAAAGAUGCCACAUCGUACUUUGAAAUUGAGAUAGAAGACAAUCCAAAACAAUGUGACAUUAUAAUAGGAUUUUGUUCAUCUAAGGAAUUUCAAAAGGAGUUGUCUCUAGGUCGAUCUUAGACAAGUGUAGGAUUCCAUUCAAAAACUGGUUAAGUUUAUUGGAGGAAUGCUUUACAUUAAGAUCAUAAGUUUUAAGCUGUUUAUGGAGAGACAAUUGGAAUUGGUAUAAGAUAGAAGGAUGGGAGAGUAUGGUUGAGUUACAAUGGGAGGUUCUUGAAUCCUCCACCUCUAAGUGAAGGAAAGAACCAAGAAGACUUAGAAAAGGAGAAGAAGAAGGAAGAAGGAGAGAGUGAAAUUGAUAUUGGUGAAUAUUUAAAAUUAAAAUUUUUAUAGACUUGAAUAAUAGGAAUAAAGAGAUUGAGGAAAAGAGGAAAGCUUUGGUUUUGAGUAUGGGAGAGCAUUAAGAGUUAUAUCCUGCAAUUAGUGUUAAUGGACCUUGUAAAAUUAAUUUAAAUGUUGGGAGUAUGUAGUUUAGGAUGAGUUAAAAGGAAUUGAGACAUGGAUUAUUGCAUUGA